Anisakis simplex (herring worm) is the source of this 552-nucleotide messenger RNA. NCBI's taxonomy places the organism in Eukaryota, Metazoa, Nematoda, Chromadorea, Rhabditida, Anisakidae. The record is from the annotation of a GenBank genome assembly.
CCUAAAAUUGGAAUUUAUGAUUUACGUCUAUCGUCAUCAGCUGACAGUUGUGGACCACCGUUGUAUGGGCACAUUUGUUGUCGUAUUGUUGCACAGCCAAAUUCGGUUGUGAUGCCUCUCUCAGAGGGUGUACUCACCGUGAGUUCACUCGAUGAAGAUCGAUGCUAUGAGGGUGUUCGAUGUCGUCUUCAGAAUUCAAAAAUUUUGUCGAGUCGUUAUGCGAAAAGUUUAAUCGUAACGUCAGACCGACAUGUACCCAAUGGAAGGCAUCAGAAACACUAUUUGCUAAUAGCCGAUAGUGAGGAGGAUAUCGCCGCUUGGAGACAUGCGUUCAGUUUGCAGAUUUCCGAUUGUGAAAGAUGGGGUGAAUUCGCAAUUUGUCCAGUGAAGCUGACAAGUGAGCCACGAGCAACGGAACCAGCUACACUAAGCAGGGCAAAUGGCAGACGACUUUAUGAUGAGAUACAAAUAAACGAUGGUCAGUGGAACGGUUUCACUGCUUUCCUUACCUAUAUGAUGCAAAGAAUGUUGAACUCAUUAACUCACAUCUAA